Cordyceps fumosorosea ARSEF 2679 is the source of this 4155-nucleotide messenger RNA. RefSeq names its product Ankyrin repeat-containing domain protein. The transcript has 6 exons. The record is from RefSeq and is a predicted model, not a curated record. Lineage: Eukaryota; Fungi; Ascomycota; Sordariomycetes; Hypocreales; Cordycipitaceae. Gene Ontology annotation, molecular function: protein binding. Bases 1 to 4155 code for a protein of 1384 amino acids.
AUGUUCAUGUUUCGCUUCCUUCUCGUGUCAUUUUCCCUCUCUACCAUCCUCAGCGCCACUGCGUGUUCCGUACUCCAAAACCUGGCCGCGUUAGAUCCCAUUAUUAGCGACCCUGGCGAGCAAGACACCAGUUCCUACAACACCUUGGCCAGCCAGGAAUGGACUCACGCGGCCUACGACGCACAUAUGGCCAGGCUCUGCCAGUCUAUUGUCGAUGGCGACAUUGACAUUGUCCUAGACUGCCUCUCCCAGCCAGACACCGACCUGAAUAAACGUGACUACGCGGGAAGAACGCCGUUGCAUCUAGCUGUAAUAACCUCGACGCCUGGCAUUGUCAGAUCCCUUGUGAAUCAUGGCUCUUGUCUGACUGCCCGGCUGGCGAAUGGUAAGACGGCCCUUCAUCUGGCCGCCACAAGGGGCAACGCAGAAAUCAUCAAUACCCUGAUGGAAAGGAGCAUCGAGAACGAAAAGGGUGGAGAGGAACGACAUGCUGAUCGGCGCAAGGCUGCCAACGGGUACAUGCCCGACACCGAGACGAAACACGCCGCGGCUGGUAUCGAGGAUGACGGCAACGAUGUCCCUGAAGGGUCUGAAGAUGGGGCCGACUACUACCAGAUUGACUCUCUUGCCUGGGACACGCCCUGUUCGCCGCUCUAUCUCGCCAUCGUCGAGGGCAAUGAAGAAGCUGUCAAGCUCCUGUGUGAUUAUGGAGCAAACGUGACUCUUCCCAUCAAGACCUUCAACCCAGACUUCGACGUCGACGACUUUGACAAAUUCAACGACUAUGACGACUUUGACGGCUAUGACGACACUAAAACAGUUUUGGCCCUGACAUUUGCCCUGUCUCUCCCGCCCGAAAAGGCCAGAUCCAUGGCUCGGCUGCUCCUCAAACUCGGUGCCACCUCCUCCCAAGCUGACUCCCGGGGCUGUACAGCAUUCCAGAAGUUUGUCGACGCCGGGGGUGACAUGAUUGACGUCCUCCUCGAGAACGACAAGGUGGGCACUGAAGCGGCUAUCAACCACCUGGCGUUCCAUGAACCCAGUUCGACUACACCAACAACAUCGCCACUUCUUCGUGCAGUGGAGAAAGAAGACUUUGCCGUUGUGAUUAAGCUUCUGAACGCCGGAGCCAGCGUUCAAAUUGACUUUGACACUUGGCUCAAGGCCGCCAAGUCCUCCCCAGAUCACAAGUUGGGAGACUUGGAGCGCUCGCGGCGAGCGUACAAAGAAUCCGUGGACCAGCCAUUGAUAGUCGCCAUUCGUGUCGGCAAUAUCGAUGCGGCCUUCAAGUUUCUGGAGAUUGGCGCCGAUCCAAAUGCCUUGACGUCAGAUACUCAGCGCCUCCUAAUCGACGAGUCCGAGUACGCUCGCAUGGAUGUGUCGGGAAAAUCAGCUUUGGAUCUCGUUCGAGAUCUCGCGGAAGCGCUAUCUGUACACGAUGACGAAACGACGGAUCACAAUCGGCCUUUCCUGCCCGUGGGAAUGGAAGAGUAUCUGCAAAACACUGAACCAGGGACAUAUCGGCACUGGAUGAUUUCAAAGGAUAUAAAACUUGUCAAGGAGGCGUUCAAGCGAGACGACACGUUUUACCAGGGAGAGUUGAAGCCCCAUGAGACGUCACCGGCUGCGGCUGAGAAGAAAACCGCUGUUGAAGGCGCUUUAGCCAGAGUCAAGUCCCUGGAAGACGCCUUGAUUGCCAAGGGUGGCAAGGUUUUUACCGAGCUGUAUCCCCAUAUCGAUGCACAAGACUGCGGGACUAGAUGCUGCAAUCGAGUGACGAAAACGCCAUCGGAGUACAAGUUUACGUUCCAAUUCACACGCGAUAUCGAUAUUACUGAUGCUAGGCGAGAUGGAUAUAUUCAACUCAUGGAAGCUGCUUGGGCCGGAGACUUGAACCGCCUUAAUUCGAUGACCCUCGAAGCGUGGGGUCCUGGAAAGGGCCAGGCGCCUCUGAAGGUUGCCAUUGUGGACAACUCAGGCAACUCUCCUUUCUCUCUAGCGUUCCUUCGCGGGCAUCAUGAUGUGGCUCGAACGAUACUAGAGAUUGCAAAGGUCCAGUGGCCGUCCUCAGAGAGCGAUCAGGCUCAAGAAGAGGAGAAUGAUGAGGGCUGGCUUGCAUAUCAUUCCUACUUCUCUGGCGAUGAGCUGCGAAUGGACCUCCAGAAAGCAGUCAGGCCUCACACCAAACCACUGGAAAUGAUUUGUGAUGGUACCCCGACCUUCCUUGUUGAGAAUGGGGUUAUCACAGCGGAAUAUGGGACAAGGAGUCUGUUUAUGCAUACUCUUGAUACGGAAGAUGCAUCGGGACUCGAGGCUCUAUUGGACAUGGUGCAGCACCUUUCCGGUCAAAACUUAGCCAAAGACGACGAGAGAUCCGAGCAAAGUUUCACUUUCCCUGCGUCUGUGUUCCGAUGGACUAUCGAGACCGGGAAGUUGCGUUUUCUUGACCUGAUCAUCAAGCGCACUGGCGCAGGCAUCCCUCUCGACGAUCUGGCCUGGAAGAAGCCCGAUUUCUACCAGUGGAUGCCAAUAUGUGCGGGUACAAUCACGGAGUGGGAAGAGAACGCUCGAGAGGAGGCGACGAGAGUGCUUGCCAUGGAGAGCCCGCCACUCCUUCAUGCUGCCCUUGGCGGAUCUCUAGAGGGUGUCAAGUUCUUUUCGGGCGACGCGCCGCACCGACUGUACAGCGAGUUCGGCAAGUCCGAGACUGCUCGCUACGAUGCUCGGCUAACAAGCCUGAGGGAGGGGCCCGAGGGUUUUGAUGGAGCCAUCUCGAAGUGGCUCAAAGCAGACAACGAUUUGGUGAUUCACUGCGCCGUCCUCAGCCAUGUAAACGAGGAAUCUGUGGAGCUGCUCGAGUACCUCGUCAAGAAAUACCCAGAGCUUAUUCAAAAGAAGAAUUCCGACGGCGAGAGCCCCUUGAUGCUUGCGUGCCGGCUCGGCAGGAUUGAAUAUGUCAAGGUCCUUCUCGCGGCAGGCGCAGACCAGUCGACCAGGAACGCCAGGGGCGAAAACAUCAUUUGCCGCUCUCAGUGGCAACCCUACGGCGGCUCAGCUCAAACCCCUUCUAGACCUUAUCGACUCGGAUUUGAGGAGCCGCUUGUUCUUGCAGCGCACGAGUCCACAGGAGCACCGCUCUACCCCCCUGCACGCCUGGAUCUCGCGGCUCUGGACGACUACUACUACUUCACCAUCGGCUAUAGCAGGGCUCCUAAGCCGUAUCGCGACCAAAGGGUGGUUGUGGCCGUGGCGAAUCUGCUGUUGGAAUAUUCCAAGGGGGAGGAGUUGGACAUGCUCAACAGGGCUGGCGAGACUUGCCUUCACACUGCUGUCAAGGGCGAAAUGGGGUCUCUUGUCAGGACUCUUAUCAACUUCAGCCCGCGACUCCUGAUGCUCGAGAAUGCCGCUGGCCGCACGCCUGCCGAGAUUGCGCACGAACGAGGGCAGAGGCAAAUCUUGGAUCCUUGGAGCCCCUCUGGCGACUUCGAGCACAGCGUCAUCCGGCUGGCAAGGGAUGAUGUCGACGACUUCGCCGUCAGUGCCGCCCUCAAUCACCAGAGUCCUGACGAGCUCAGGACCAAGCUUAGGGGCCUCGGUCUCAGUGACGACUACGACACCAAAGUCAUUGACCGUCUGUUGCUCGCGAUCGGCUGCGGGGAAAGUAGCGACUGGGGGUACCCGCCCUCCACCAUCAUGAAGAAGAUUGUCUCGGAUCUCUGCUCCACCGCCCUGGCUGAGCACCCCGGCAAGCGGCGGUUGGUGAGUCUGGACGAGGCCAACGACAUGACCGGGAGACGUGGCGUGCAAGAUACUGCGUCUCCCACCUUUAGCGUCCAGAGCCAUAACUUGGACUACGACGUGCACAAUAACUUGGACUACGACGUGCAGGAUGACUUGGACUACGACGUGCAGGGUAACUUGGACUACGACGUGCAGUAUUUGCAGGAACCAGGAGACUUUGUGGUCAAGGAGAUGCAGAAGCGAUUGUGUGGCGCUUGGCACUUCUCCGAUUACGAGGCUGGUCAACUUGGUCUCGAGCAAGGCAAGCCCGAGGAGCUCGACGAUGGUGCACAUAUUGGUUUACGUAGAUGUGGGAUGUGUGGGGAGUAUGAGAACGAGCAUGAUGUCCCCCGACAAUUCCCCAUUUACGAAUAG